AUGCAACUGUGCAAGCUUCUCAGCGUCCUCAGCCUGGCCAUCGGAAUAGCCAGCCAGACUACAACAUGCUACUGGCCUAACGGUAUAGCCACCACCGUACCGAAGCCAUGUCCUACACCUCAAGGCAAAGCAGCGGCGGCCUGCUGCUAUGACGACCAUUAUUGCCUGACGAACGGCCUUUGCGUGGACCCAAGCGAUGACACACUGUACCGUGGUGCUUGUACCGACCCUAAGUUUGACGCUGACGGGUGCCCCAAAUACUGCGACAGAUCUGAGAUUAUCGGCGCAGAUCCUGCUACACACAAUGGUCUUUGGGGUUGCGGCUUCACCGCGGUUUACGCAUGUAACCACCCAAGUUUCUGCCUUCAGGCAAACUUUACAAUCGAGCAGCCUGGCAAAAUUAUGUUGAACACUGCCGUCGACGGAUCUCGGAAUCACAGCAACAGCCACGAGCUCUAG
Messenger RNA from Colletotrichum siamense, 459 nucleotides. RefSeq lists its product as uncharacterized. The coding region runs from base 1 to 459 and encodes 152 amino acids. Lineage: Eukaryota; Fungi; Ascomycota; Sordariomycetes; Glomerellales; Glomerellaceae. The record is from RefSeq and is a predicted model, not a curated record. The transcript has 2 exons.